AGGUAGGUAGUGUGUUCCACGUCAGGAUCAAGUGGAUCCUCUCAUGGACAUUCUCGACAAAUGAACGGUAUGACCUUGUCCCCCAUGAUUGCGGACGGAAUGCACUUAUAAGACGGCGCCCCAAACCCCAAAUAUUCAAAUUAUUCCAUUAUCCUAACUCCUCAUUCACCGCUAGCUAAGUAUUGUCAAUCACCCACCAUGGGCCCAUCACCACCAAACCAACGCACCUCCAGCUCCCGCUGGUUCUUCAUCCCCACAAUAAUCCUCAUAAUCGGUAUUCUCUACAAAAUCUACAUCCACGACAGCCUUUCCUUACUGUUCGGCAUUGGCCGCGUGACCCAACCCCUUGAGGACUUCCCAUACGAAUGCCAGAAACUCGAACACCCCCUCCUUUCUUCCUGCGAGGAUGUCUGGCUCGAUGGCCCCAGUCGAAAGCUCUACGCCGCGUGCGGGGAAUUACAAGCCCGCAAGGGCUGGUGUCCGGGCGGCGGGAAACUGAACGCGUCGGCACGUGUGGGCUCGAAUUGGAUCUCAGUGCUGGAUAUCGAUCGCCCCGGGGCGGACGGACUCUACGGGCUACGGAAACUUAAGAUCGGGGACUCGUACGCACAGGAUCUCGAUCUUCACGGGUUCGACGUCCAGGAGAUCGACAAUGGCGUUUUGCGCUUCUGGCUGAUCAAUCACCGCCCGCCGGUGGAUGCGGAAACCGGCGAGUUACUCGAUGCGAGUAAAGUGGGGGCGAAUUCGACGAUCGAGGUCUUUGAUCUGGACAAGUCAACCGAGACAUUAGGACAUGUGAAGACGAUUGUCAGCGACGCGAUCAUCACGCCUAACAACCUCGUCAUGGAAGAAGACGGCGACGCGUUUCUCUUCACGAAUGAUCAUAGCCGCAAAGCCGGUGCUCUCAAGGGACUUGAGCCUUUGAUGGGUGGCGGUAGCGCCGGCCGCUGUCGCACUGGCUCGGGAGACUGUCAGAUCGUGGCUGAGAAAGGAAUUCAUGGGCCGAAUGGAAUCGCCAGGGGCCAGGACGGGCUGUUCUACGUGGCGCAAGCGCCUGCUGGCAAGAUCUCGGUUCAUGAGAUGGUGGAUGGUCAACUCCAUUGGGUCAAUGAGAUUGAAACGGGCUUUCCGAUGGAUAACCUAUCGGUCGAUUCGGAGGGAAACAUCAUUGCUGCUGCUUUUCCCUUUGCAAUGGACUUGUUGAGAAGCUUCGACCACCCGGAGGUAUUGAAUGUGGCGGCUACUGUUCUGAGGGUCAAGAAGACAAGAGUUGGAGGUAAGGCUCAGUAUGAAGUCGAAAAAAUGCUGGAGGACAAGGAUGGUAAGAUGCUCUCGACAUCUACUACUGUCGCACAUGAUGUUCAGUCCCAGAGGCUGUUUAUUGGAGGUAUCAUGGCUCCGCAUAUCACGAUUUGCAAACGGACUUGAACUUCGAUGGCGUAUAUAGCGAUAAUAUUCAUAUGAUAGCCUCAGUUAGCUUUGACAGGUGAUAGACAAAAACGCAGAUGUGUCACUUCCUUGAAUAUGCCCACCUACACGGCUCCAAUUCUGU
Molecule: messenger RNA, 1552 nt
Organism: Aspergillus melleus
Lineage: Eukaryota; Fungi; Ascomycota; Eurotiomycetes; Eurotiales; Aspergillaceae
Exons: 1
Coding region: 199-1428 (409 amino acids)
Source: RefSeq, a predicted model, not a curated record